AUGAAAGUGCCGCAGUAUCUGGCUGAAAUUGUUUCCGAAUUCUCGGGAUUCCAUCACACGCCCGACUUCAAAGCCUCCCGUUCCACUGGCGAUUUUGAGGUGUGCUCACGGAAAUCGUCGGGCAAAAACUCGAGAAGAUCAUCGACAGAAUCGAAGCAUUCCAUUAAUAUUUCCGUCGGAGUGGUGAGUAGAUAUUAUCGGUUUUGCAACUAUGUCCUACCUUUAGCACAAUAUCGUUAAUUCAAAACGUCAUAUCUCUGUGGCCGAUGGAGGUAUCAAAAAGAUGUCAACUAAGAAAUUGUUCAUUAAGAAAUGUUACACAUUUUAUUAGUUGACAUCUUUUUGAUAUCUCUACCGGUAGCUGAGAUACAUUGCUUUCAAUUAACGGUAUUCUUGGAUCACAUUGUAAAGUUGAUAAUUUUCAAUGCAAAAUCGUUGUAAACUAUUCCAAAUUUACAGGACCACAUCCCGACUGUGACCCCAUCGGACCUCCAACAUCAACGUUUUGUCAAGAGCGGAAACUCGUCCUCGUCCAUCUCGAGAAUGGCCUCGCUCAGUUCGGUCCAAGAAAAACUGCAGAGAAAACUGAAGAGAUCCGCGAGUUGCGGCUCCGAAGACGAAUAUUCGAGGCUUCUGGAAGCGCCCAGAAAAGUGUCUUCUUAUAGAGUUAUCGCGUAA
Messenger RNA from Caenorhabditis sp. 36 PRJEB53466, 678 nucleotides. The record is from the annotation of a GenBank genome assembly. NCBI's taxonomy places the organism in Eukaryota, Metazoa, Nematoda, Chromadorea, Rhabditida, Rhabditidae.